CAGCAGAGGAGUACUUCAUUCACAUUGACAUUAUUUUGACAUCCUCUAGAUCUGACAGUAUUUUGUGUCACACUGUCACUGAAAGAAAGGCACUGGGUUAUGCGAAUGUGAGUAGUUUUCGGUCUAGUUUUAGAUUAAUAAUUAGUUUAUACACAGCUGCUCGCUUAAUUUACUCCGACCUACUACUAUGGACGAGCUAUCAAGCUUGGAAAGUAAACAUAGAAAGGAAAAGAAAGAACUACAAGCACAACUCCAAGCAUUAAAGAAAGCCGCAAAGAAUGAUAAAACUAAAAAGAAGGAACUUGCUGCAGAAAUUUCUAAAUUAGAGACCGAAAUGGACGCUAGACAUAAACAAGAGCUUGAAAGUAUACAGAAAGAUACGGAAGAGGUUACAGACUCUGUUAUUAAUAUUGAAAAUGAGGUUGCAAAAGUAAAGAUAUCGAAGGCUCAAAAACGUAGAGAUAAGAAGUCAUUACAAGAGAAGGAAAGAGAAGAACAAAUUAAACAACAAGAACAAGAAAACUUGCAUGGCCCAAGAAACAUGGAGUUGCAGGAAAUUAGUGUGAAGUUAAAAGAGAGAGGACUAGAGAUAUUCCUCAUUCCUUCCGAUGGAGACUGUUUGUACAAAGCAAUUGCUCACCAAAUGUUAGUAACAAAAAGGAAAGAAGUGUCUGUAGAAGAACUAAGAAAAAAUGUAUCAGAUUAUAUCCGGGCUCAUAAAGAUGAUUUUAUUCCAUUCAUGAGUAAUCCUGACACAUUUGAAAUGUUGACCGAUGAUGAAUUUGAAGAAUACUGUAACAAAAUAGAGAAUACUAAAGUGUGGGGCGGCCAGUUAGAAAUUAGGGCAUUAUCUAACCUUUUAAAGUGUCCUAUUAGUGUUUUACAAGCUUCUGGACCUAAUUCUAUAGACCAAGGAACAGAAUUUGAGGGGACACCCCUAAUUAUAACAUAUCAUAGACACAUGUACAGGCUAGGUGAACAUUACAACUCUACAGUGGGUAGCUCUAAAAGUGUAGCUGAAGAUUAGACUUUUAAAACAAGGUUUUAUGUUAUAAGCUCCUUAAUUAUUGUAAUUGUUUAUUUUUAUUACUUUAUGUAUCUCUGUAAAACAAUAGCUUUCUUCAUUGCUGAAUAAUUAGCUUAUGUAAAUAAUCUAUGUAUUUCUCAUAUUAUAUUUUUUUACAUGG
Messenger RNA from Trichoplusia ni (cabbage looper), 1187 nucleotides. Its product is annotated as deubiquitinase OTUD6B-like. The transcript has a single exon. Gene Ontology annotation, molecular function: cysteine-type deubiquitinase activity. NCBI's taxonomy places the organism in Eukaryota, Metazoa, Arthropoda, Insecta, Lepidoptera, Noctuidae. The record is from RefSeq and is a predicted model, not a curated record. Bases 188 to 1027 code for a protein of 279 amino acids. Gene Ontology annotation, biological process: protein deubiquitination.